This is a messenger RNA of Leucoraja erinaceus (little skate), 2407 nucleotides long. RefSeq names its product cytochrome P450 2D15-like. NCBI's taxonomy places the organism in Eukaryota, Metazoa, Chordata, Chondrichthyes, Rajiformes, Rajidae. Gene Ontology annotation, molecular function: oxidoreductase activity, acting on paired donors, with incorporation or reduction of molecular oxygen; iron ion binding; monooxygenase activity. The transcript has 3 exons. The record is from RefSeq and is a predicted model, not a curated record. Bases 2012 to 2407 code for a protein of 131 amino acids.
GACACCUAAUUCACUUUCAUAUCUCAAGUAUUUAAAAAGUUAUGGCCAUUUUCAUACUCGGAAAUUAGCAUCUUGUUCCCUAUUGAUUUUCUAUGGACAUAACAAAAAAGCUGUGAUCGUGGACAGUCAAAAGCCCAUAACUUUCUUAAAAAUUAAGAGAACUGAAUGAAAUUUUCAGUUAUCAUAGACUGAAGCAUUCUGAAACAAAUAUAAAUCAAUCAAUCUUGGGUGACGUGAAAUUAAAGCAUAUAAUUAGUUAGUUACCCAAUUGGAGCUAAUUUCAAACUUCAAUUACUAGAUCUAAACAUCUAUCUAUUUCUUAAUAAAUGAUUAACAUUUUUAAAUAGCCUAAGUGUCCAAAUAAUAUUCACAAAUAAUUCACAAUAAAACAUGAUUUUUAAAUCUCAUUUACAUUAAUUUAUAGGCCAAAUGGAAGGAAUUUAGUGUUCAAUUGCUGUAAAUUAAAGUCCAUUUAAAUCAGCUUUCUAGUGGGUUCCUGUGAACGCGCUGGUUUAGAACGUUCACAUUGCGCUAGAUUUGUGCCCUCAAAUGCCCAGAAAAAUACUGCGGGAUAUAAUGGGCCCAAAAUUAGCUACUUGCAACAUUAAACUUUGUAUAAAGGGAUCUUAAGAAGCCCUUUUUAAUGUAAAAACAAACAGCCUACCUUCUGUUGUCUGCUGUAUGAGACCCUGCCGGUUGUCACAGGUUUAGAGGUUAAUUUUUAAACUACUACAACAAUUAUAUAAAUCCUUUAAAACUAAUAAUAGCUAAAGCGACGGAAUAUUCCAGCGAUUUUCCGUUAAUAAUUAACUAGGCUGAGCAUCCUCGAUUGGAACAGCCUAGGGAAAAUAGCGUUUUAAACCCGCCCCCUCUAAACGGCGCCAAAAUCGCGCACACGGGCUGGGACAGAUUUUCAGCGACGCUUCAUGUAGGCUUUGCAACAUACCUACCUCCUGGGCCCUGGGCUCUGUCAAGUCAAGUCAAGUCAAGUUUAUUCGUCACAGACACAUACGAGAUGUGCAGUGAAAUAAAAAGUGGCAAUGCUCGCGGACUUUGUGCAAAAAAAACAAACAAACAAACAACCAAACAAACUACGAACAGAAUGGAACAGAAUCACAUAAUCUUUUACACAUUAAAUAUUGUGGGCGGAAGGAAAAAGGGGGGAAAAAAAAAACCAAAACAGCAAUUAAAAAAAAAAAAAAAGCAGUAGAGUGGUACAGUAAAGUUAGUCCCUGGUGAGAUAGGAGUUUAUGGCCUCUGGGAAGAAACUCCUUCUCAACUUCUCCGUUCUCACAGCAUGGCAACGGAGGCGUUUGCCUUUCCUCGGCAACCUCCUGCAAGUGGAUCUGCACAAUCCGCACCUGCCAUUUGCAAAGGAAAACUAUGGGCGCUGUCUGUACAGAGUUUGUAUAUCUCCCCGUGACCUGCGUGGGUUUUCUGUGAGAUCUUCGGGUUGCUCCCACAUUCCAAAAGACGUACUAGUUUGUAGGUUAAUUGGCUUGAUAAAUGUAAAAAUUGUCCAGUAUAAAUUUGUCCAACUUCCAGUAUAGUGCCUGGUGGACUCUUUGGAAGGUACAAGGAACAGGAAGUGAGACCGUGGGAAGGAAGUGGCCAUGCACCGAGGACCACCUUUAAACCUUGGUCUCCCUCUGCUUCUGUCCAAUGGCCUUGACACCAAUGGUUCAAUUGCCUGAUAAUAGCUGGGAGGAAACUGUCCCUGAAUCUGGAUGUGUGAGGUUUCACACAUAUAUACCUCUUGUCUGAUGGGAGAGGGGAGAAGAGGGAGUGGCCUGGGUGCGACUGGUCCUUGAUUAUGCUGCUGGCCUUGCCUCGGAUUAAAUUGAGCCAAUGGAGGGAGGAUCGGUUUGUGUGAUGGUCUGGGCUGCGUCCACAAUUCUCUGCAAUUGCUUGCGGUUUUGGAUGGAGCUGUUCCAGAACCAUGAAUUGAUGCACCCCGAUUUUACUUCGGAGUCACGUGAGUGAUUCCGUGAAGACCCCAGCUCCAGUGCGCAUGCGGCAUAAUCGCACAGCGUGCAGAACGCGGCAGCCAGCGGGAGUCGGCAGCUUCCGCAUCCAAGGACGAGAGCUGCGGAGGAAGUACGGCGAUGUGAUGAGCUCGGAAUUUGGGAGGACAAACGUGGUGGUGUUGAGCGGCUACAAGGCCCUGAAAGAGGCGCUGGUGAAGAAAUCGGAAAAUGUUGCGGUCCGACCAGAUCUCCCAGUAUACGUAAAGCUCUUUCAGCAGAUUGGAGAAGACGUGGUCAGACCCGCCCACGGGACCAGGGAAGCCACGGGCUGUGAAGGGAAGGAGCAUCAUAUCUGCUCCAACACCCCCGCCGCGUGUGGACGUCAAUGUGCAAUAUCUGAGCGUGAGAACAAAGGCGUUAGUGGGGGCGUCUCCCAGUGA